UUGCUACUUUCCCAGGGGCCUUCCUAAUCCCAUAUGUGAUCGCUUUGAUCUUUGAGGGUCUCCCCCUCCUCUAUCUGGAGUUGGCGAUCGGGCAGAGGCUCCGCAAGGGAAGCAUUGGAUCAUGGAAGCACGUCUCACCCAUAUUGGGUGGAGUAGGCAUUAGUUGCAUGUUUGUGUCUUUCCUGAUUACCCUUUUCUACAACUCGGUCCUGGCUUGGGUGAUGUGGUACUUCUACAACUCCUUCAAAAAUCCUCUGCCUUGGAGCCAGUGUCCAGUUAAUGACACAAAUUUGACUCGAGAAUGUGAGAAAAGCACGUCGGUCAACUUCUUCUGGUAUCGUCAGACCCUCAACAUCACCACUGACAUUGAGACCAACGGUUGUCUGCAGUCGCGGUUGGUGGCUUGCCUGGCUAUUGCCUGGUUGAUGGUCUAUAUCUGUUUCAUCAAAGGAAUCAAGUCCAUGGGAAAGGCAGUAUAUGUGACAACCACUUUGCCCUACCUGGUUCUCACCAUUUAUCUGGUCCGUGCCCUCACCUUGCCCGGAGCCAUAGAUGGACUGGUGUAUCUUUUCACCCCAGAUUGGGAGAUACUGAAGAACCCUCAGGUGUGGCUUGACGCCGCUACUCAAAUCUUCUUCUCUCUCUCAGUGGGCUUUGGAGGUCUCAUUGCAUUCUCCAGCUACAACAAUGAGCACAAUAACUGCGAGAAGGAUGCACUUUUGGUGGGAAUUACAAACAGUGCCACAUCCCUGUAUGCCUCCAUCGCCAUCUUUUCCAUUCUGGGCUUCAAAGCCAACAACGACUUGCAGAACUGUCAGAUUGAGUACGUGAGGGUCUUCCAGGAGAUUUACAGUCUGACUUACGAGACCGACUUCAAGUUUCUCAACGAGACUAACGUAACCUAUAACCGGUUGAUUGAGUCUUUGAAGACGGGAAAUCCAGAAAUAAACUCCACGCUGUUACCGAGAGAGUGUAACCUAAGCACCUUCCUUGACCAGAGUGCAUCUGGAACUGGCCUGGCUUUUAUCACCUUCACCCAAGCAGUGCUGGAGAUGCCCUACCCUCAGGUAUGGGCGACCUUGUUUUUCCUGAUGCUCCUCAGCUUGGGCCUGUCCUCCAUGUUUGGCACUCUGGAGGGAGUCCUCAACCCCAUUCGUGAGCUCGACAUCAUGCCCAAAUGGCUCUCCGUUGAAGUGUGGACAGGGUUCAUCUGCUUGACUGCCUUUUUGAUUUCGCUCAUCUUCACCAUGGGUUCUGGGAACUACUGGGUUGAGGUGUUCAACACUUACGUGGGCUCCAUCCCCCUCCUCAUUAUUGCAUUUUUCGAAGUGAUUGGAGUGUCGUAUGUCCGCGGAAUGAAAAGGUCUGAAUUUCUUCUUAUAUCUUUCUGUAAAAAAAAAAAACAAAAGAGUAAUUUGUUUUCCUCUUUGUCCUCAAGAUUCAGUCACGACAUCUUUUUAAUGACCGGGAAGAAUCCCUGUCGUUACUGGAGAAUUUGUUGGACUAUCAUCAGUCCGUUGAUGAUUAUCUCAGUAUUGAUUGCGUACGUGGCUCUGGAGGCACAGCAUGCUCCCACCUUUGGCACAUGGAAUCCUGAUUAUAAACUGUUUCCCCAAACUGAGGUCAAGCCUUACCCGGGCUGGUUGGUUGCCAUCAGCGUAUUGCUCAGUUCCGUGCCGUUGAGUCCCAUCCUUGUUGUGGCUUUGUACCACAGCAUCAAGAACACGUCCAGGCGUAAUGUCAACCCGUACAGGGUUUCCAUGGAGAAUUCCCAGCAGGAGGAGCAGCAGUCCAUGUAGCGCUAGUUUGU
Molecule: messenger RNA, 1810 nt
Organism: Syngnathus acus (greater pipefish)
Lineage: Eukaryota; Metazoa; Chordata; Actinopteri; Syngnathiformes; Syngnathidae
Product: sodium-dependent neutral amino acid transporter B(0)AT3-like
Exons: 9
Coding region: 168-1799 (543 amino acids)
Biological process (GO): sodium ion transmembrane transport
Cellular component (GO): plasma membrane
Source: RefSeq, a predicted model, not a curated record